Molecule: messenger RNA, 1431 nt
Organism: Drosophila hydei
Lineage: Eukaryota; Metazoa; Arthropoda; Insecta; Diptera; Drosophilidae
Product: collagen alpha-2(I) chain-like
Exons: 3
Source: RefSeq, a predicted model, not a curated record
CGACAUACUAAAGACGCCUAUCGAUAUGGCUAUGAUGUCGGUAAGACUGGAAACUUCCAUCAUGAGACACGAGGCCCUGACGGCGUUACUUAUGGCUGUUACGGUCUGAUCGAUCCCUAUCAUCUGUUGCGCGCCACACAUUAUGUGGCAGAUGUGCAUGGCUAUCGCACGGUGGAGCCAGAGAAGCCAGUGGAGACCUUCCCGCCCGGUCUGUACAAUGAGACGAACGGUGGUCCGUCCAAGCCUGGCAUUCUGCUCCAGUGGCACGAACUCUACUUUCCAAUUGGCUGCGGCAAAUUUGAGGGCGGUGCCGUCCAUGACAUACCCUAUUUCAUAGUGGAUGAUAACAAACAAAAUGCCGGCUCCUCAGCCGGCUCCUCAAUCAGCGUACCACUGAGGGGCACGGCGGAGAAGAGUUUGCCCAUUCACAGUCAGGGACCGAAGGGCCUGUUCAAUACAGGUGGAGAACACACUUACGAUGGACCUGGCGUUCAGGCUCCGUCCUCCCAUUCGGUGGCAGCCCUCAGACCCGGAAAUCCAGGCGACAAUGGAAAGUACACACCAGAUAAUAGGCCCUACAAUCAUAUCGUGGGCGCCCAAGGCGGCCAGGGCGGGUUCGGCCCCAAUGGAGGGCCAACUGGACCGAACGGAGGUUUCGGUCCGAAUGGAGGACCGAACGGUCCCAGUGGAGGUUUCGGACCUAAUGGAGGACCGAACGGUCCCAGUGGAGGUUUCGGACCUAAUGGAGGAUUUGGACCGAACGGACCUAAUGGACCCAAAGGUCCUGUUGGCCCUCCUGGCCCACAUGGCCCCAACGGGCCACCUGGACCUUUCGGACCACCCGGACCCCCCGGACCACCGGGACCAGUCGGCGUGGGACCGGGAGCCUCAGGAAAGCCGGUAUAUAGGGAUGGCGAUCGCACUGGCACCGGUGCUGGCAACAAUAUUGGCGGUGGAGAUGCCUACGGCCCAGGUGGCGGUACCGGCACCGGUGGUGGUUACAGAUAUUCCCCCGGCAGUGGCUCCGGUAACGGCGAUGGUGGCAAAUACAGUCCUGGCACUGGCAUCGGACCCGGUGGCGGUAAUGCUUACCAGACCGGCAGUGGUUCCGGUCCAGAUGGUGCUGGCACUUACCGUCCCGGCAACGGUGGCGGUGUUGGUGGCGGUGAUGCCACCGGUCCCGGACCUCUGGGCGGUGGCGAUAGGAUCCGUCCCGGCAGUGGUGGCAAAAUCGGUGGCGGUGAUGCCUACCAUCAAGGUGGCGGUGAUGCCUAUCGCCCAGGCGCCGGUGUCAAUAUCGGAACCGGCACUGGUGGCCGUCCGGGCGGCGGUAAUGGUGACUAUAGCGGCAACAAGCCCGACAACAGUGGCGCCUACAAUGGACACACAAAUACCGGUUUUCCUGAGGCAAUCAAAUACACAUCAGGUUAG